AUGACGUGCCAGGCGCGCAGCUCGUACCUGGCAGAUGAGGUGCUGUGGGGUCACCGCUUCACACCGCUGCUCAGCCUCGAGGAGGGGUUCUACGAGGUGGACUACGGGGGCUUCCACCACACGGUGCCCGUGCCCACCCCAGCCUGCAGCGCCCGCCAGCUCGCCGCUGCCGCCGCCCGCCGCGACGCCCACCUCUACUGGUCCAUCCCCAGCCGCCUGGACGAGGCGGCGGCGGCGGGGGGCGAGGGGGACCCCGAAAUCCCCCGCGAGAGCAACGGCACCUUGGCUGGCCCCGAGGAGCGCCCCCACACCCCUGGGGGGUCGCGGGUGACCCCGUGCCCCCCUCCCCGUGCCCCCCAGGGGCUGACCAACGCCCGGGCCGCCGAGAUCCUGGUACAGGAUGGCCCCAACGCCCUGACCCCCCCGCCCACGACCCCCGAGUGGGUGAAGUUCUGCCGGCAGCUCUUCGGGGGCUUCUCCAUCCUGCUCUGGAUCGGGGCCAUCCUCUGCUUCCUGGCCUACGGCAUCCAGGCCGCCAUGGAGGAUGAGCCAUCCAACGACAACCUGUACCUGGGAGUGGUCCUGGCCGCUGUCGUCAUCGUCACCGGCUGCUUCUCCUACUACCAAGAGGCCAAGAGCUCCAAGAUCAUGGACUCCUUCAAGAACAUGGUGCCCCAGCAAGCGCUGGUGAUCCGGGAGGGCGAGAAGAUCCAGAUCAACGCAGAGAACGUGGUGGUGGGAGACCUGGUGGAGGUCAAAGGGGGGGACAGGGUGCCCGCUGACAUGAGGAUCAUCUCCUCCCACGGCUGCAAGGUGGACAACUCGUCCCUGACGGGCGAGUCGGAGCCGCAGACGCGCUCCCCGGAGUUCACCCACGAGAACCCCCUGGAGACCCGGAACAUCUGCUUCUUCUCCACCAACUGUGUGGAAGGUGGGCACUGCCACCCCUGGGGACACGGGGACAUC
This is a messenger RNA of Empidonax traillii (willow flycatcher), 966 nucleotides long. Its product is annotated as sodium/potassium-transporting ATPase subunit alpha-2-like. Gene Ontology annotation, molecular function: ATP hydrolysis activity; P-type sodium:potassium-exchanging transporter activity; ATP binding. The transcript is spliced from 5 exons. Lineage: Eukaryota; Metazoa; Chordata; Aves; Passeriformes; Tyrannidae. The annotation marks the transcript as partial. Gene Ontology annotation, biological process: intracellular potassium ion homeostasis; intracellular sodium ion homeostasis; proton transmembrane transport. Gene Ontology annotation, cellular component: membrane. The record is from RefSeq and is a predicted model, not a curated record.